AUGUUAGGCCCUGGAUAUGAAGGAGCCACAGACACGCACAGAGAGAGCCGCAAAGUUCUGACGACAACAGACAAAGAAUGUAAAUUCCCAUUUCGUCAGGGUGGCAGGCUUCACCAUCACUGCAUCACGGUCCUGUCGUCACAACCAUGGUGCUCUCUCACUCAUAAUUUUGAUCGGGACCGAAAGUGGGGCUACUGUGCACCAGAGAAAAGUCAACCAAAUGUUUCUGACCACACACCUCGCAGAAUUACAGACCCUUGUCAAGUGAAUCCGUGUCAGAAUGGAGGUGUCUGCAAGUUGAUUCCACACAUGCGCACAUUUGAGUGCUCGUGUCCUGAUGGCUUCUCUGGAAGACUGUGUGAUCAAAAGAGGUGCUAUGAAACCGCACACCUGCGCUAUUAUGACAUUGGAGAAUCUUGGGGACGAAUUCAUCUCCGCAAUGUGGAACAGUGCACAUGUGUGGCAGGGGAAAUCAAGUGUGAAAGAGUCCGAUACACAAUGUGUCGUAAAAACCCUUGUUUCAAUGAUGGAGUGUGUCGACUAAUCACAUCCACCAACAAGGAGGUGUGUAACUGCAGGCAUGGCUUUGGCGGCUCAGACUGUAGUGUUGAGCCAGAGGCAGAGUGCUAUAACGGCAGGGGGAAGGGUUACAGAGGACUGGGGAACACCACGGUGUCUGGCACCCGGUGUCUGUCGUGGAACUCGGACCUGCUUCAUGAUGAGCUCCAUGUUGGCACGGUGGUUGCAUCGCCCCUCAGGGGACUUGGCGAGCAUGCUUACUGCAGAAACCCAGAUGGGGACAAGAUGCCGUGGUGCUACACACUCGCUGACGAUGCCAUCUCCUGGGAAUACUGUGACAUCCCCUCCUGUGUGAUGCCUGUGUCUUCUUCUCGAAGGAUUAUCCCCUUUAAAAAGCCUAACGCUACCAAGAAGCCUGUGUGUGGAAAAAAGCACAAAAAGAGGUUGUCGAUAGCAAGGGGGCGGAUAUUGGGUGGAACUUCAUCGUUGCCGGGUACUCACCCCUGGAUGGCAGCGAUUUACAUUGGAAAAUCUGACUUCUGUGCUGGUACACUGAUAUCCUCGUGUUGGGUCAUCUCUGCGGCGCACUGCUUCUUCCGCAACCCACUGAAGUCUCAGCUUCGCGUGGUUCUCGGCCAGCAGAGGUUCAACGUAACCGGUCUCAAUACCAGGACGUUUGAAGUGGAACAAUACAUCUUUCCGAAAGAGUUCUCUGUGUUUAAUCCCACUCUACAUGACAUUGUUCUGAUCAAACUGAAGAAGCAGGAGGGGCGGUGUGUGAGGAGAACACCGUUCAUCCAGCCAAUCUGUCUCCCAGACAAAAGCACAACAUUUCCUGAUCACUACUGCUGCACUAUUAGUGGCUGGGGACACAUGUAUGAGAAGGCAAAGGGGUAUUCCAGUCUACAAGAGGCUGGAGUGAGACUCACUCCUCAUGAAGUUUGUAGGAAACCUGAAGUGUACGGCAACCACGUCUCUGCUGACAUGAUCUGUGCGGGGCUCGGCGGCUGUGUAGACGCAUGUCAGGGAGACUCUGGGGGCCCUCUGUCUUGUGCGAGGGAUGAUGUCAGUUUCCUGUAUGGGAUCAUCAGCUGGGGAGAAGGCUGCGGUCGCUCUGAAAAACCUGGUGUUUACACUAAAGUGGUAAACUAUAUCGACUGGAUCAAUUCCGUGAUCAGACGUAAACCUAGAACCUCAUGAAUGGAGAUUAUACCUGGACACUGGCUUUAGUAGAAUUUAAUGUAUUGAGUUUUGUUAUUGUUUAUGCAGGUUUUAUAGGGUAUUUAACUGUGAAAAUAUUGACUGAAUAAAAUUUUACUGACUUGA
Molecule: messenger RNA, 1845 nt
Organism: Solea senegalensis (Senegalese sole)
Lineage: Eukaryota; Metazoa; Chordata; Actinopteri; Pleuronectiformes; Soleidae
Gene: hgfac
Product: hepatocyte growth factor activator
Exons: 13
Coding region: 1-1719 (572 amino acids)
Biological process (GO): blood coagulation; zymogen activation
Cellular component (GO): extracellular region
Molecular function (GO): serine-type endopeptidase activity
Source: RefSeq, a predicted model, not a curated record